AAAAAUUUGCUCAGUACGGAGUGUUCCACACGUAAAUGAAUACGAUUUGGUCUCCACAAAGUAUAAAGAUCACAUAUUUCUCAACUAGACUUGAAAUCCACUUUUGAAUUAAUGUUAGUAUCUAAUUAUUCAACUGCUUACUGAAUAGUGGGAAAGGGUGUAUUUACGUAAAUUUCAGAUAAUCAUCUUGCGAAUGAAGGGAUUGUUAACUAAAUUCAGUCAUUGUUGUGUAGUUAGAAAUGCAAUCCGAGGGAUUUAUUUACUUACAUUGUUAUUCAUAUUACAUCGUUUAUUUUCUUCGUUAAAUGAAUCCAGAGAUAAUAAGGACCAAUUAUCAUUUGAACGUUACCGUGAACUCAAAAGUGUAUGCGAAUAUUUCUUCAGAAACCCUGUGAAUAAUUCUAGUCAAGGAGUUAUUGAAAGUGUUCAGGGGAACUGGGACGUGAACAAUUCAAAUUUAUCCAAUACUGAUGUUUGUCGUGAAUUUAAGUUAUUCAAUGGACAUGUAGUUCAAUCAUCGAUGGAGGAGAAACAUUUCCCGCUAGCCUUCAGUAUAUCUGUACACGAUUACAUCAAACAGGUGUCUCGACUACUCCGACUGAUACACAGACAACACAAUCUGUACUGCAUUCACGUUGACUCUAAGUCGCCACAAUCAUUUUAUAAUGAAGUGUUGGUACUAGCCAAUUGUUUUGGUCCAAAUGUAAUGGUAGUGAAUCGAUCGGAAAGUAUUGAUGUUCAAUGGGGUUAUUACUCCGUCCUCGAAACGUUUCUUCUCUGUGCUGACAAAUUGAUGAAGAAUACUGAAUACAAGUGGAAAUACAUUUUGAAUGUGAGUGGACAGGAAUUGCCACUGAGAACGAAUUGGGAGUUGGUAACAGCUUUGAAGGCAAUCAAUGGGUCGAAUGUUGUUGAAGGUCUAGGUCCAGGGCCUAAUCCAUCCCGAUGGCCGGCGAAAAAUUUCACAUUCCCGAUCAUCUGGAGCAAAGGCAGUUUCUAUUUGGCAUUGAAACGAGAAUUUGUACACUUCUAUCAAACUGAUCCAAAAGCGAAUGAAAUACUCGAUGCUCUGAAAGCAGAAAAACACUUACGGAAGGUUCCGGAUGAAUUAUUUUUCUCAACGCUUACCCACGAUCCAUCACUCGGUGCACCAGGUGCUUGCAACGAAAUUCAUGAAACUAAUAACUCAGAUAGACGAAAACGAUUCAUCGCACGUUAUGUGACAUGGUUUCACGAAGGCUGUAAAAGUUCCAGAGUUCGUCGAGCUGUGUGUAUUAUAGGUGCAGGUAAUCUCCCGUACAUACCAUCGCGACCAGAAUUUUUCGCCAACAAAUUUGAUGAUGAUUUCGAACCUAUUGCCUAUGACUGUACAGAGUAUUAUGUUAUGGAGAAAGUUAUACAAGAGAUGAAAAGUAAUCGGUUGGAUGCAAACUUUGAUGUUACCGUCUACUCAGACUUACACUGUUCUAGAAAUCAUACUUAGUUUCGAUAAAGUAGUAUUUUACUCUUUCGCGCAAGAUUCAUACCGAUUGACAUAUGUUGGUAAGAGAAUGUAUUUCUCUCUUUUUUACCAUUUUUAUGAAUAUUUUGAAAUUUCUUACUCAACCUGCUUUCAAAAGCCUCCAUACUUCCCUAGAAAUCGAUUCAGAAUUCUAUGAAAAUUAAAACUUCAUACACUGUAAAUAAAUUUCACAGAGUACUUCACUGUACUGAAGUUUAUUGUUUGUUUUUAUUUUAUGAUUUGGGAUAUCAUUGGUUCCCUUGUUACUCCUUGCUGUCCACUAACCAUUUCUCCUUAUUGAUGCAUAGUAAUGGUGAGGCAUAACAGUUCUACUCGUCACUUGUUACAUCACUUCUCUGCAUGGUGUAUGAAUAUGCUUCAUCUUCAUUUAUAACUGACUUCAGUUUCAGACUGACAGGUACAUGACUGUUUUUCACUUCACUUCAUAAAUGUAAUUGUACUUAGAACGUAACAGAUUUCUUAUACAAUAAUUAUAGUUAAUUUCCACAGUCUUUAUUAGCUCA
Molecule: messenger RNA, 2025 nt
Organism: Trichobilharzia szidati
Lineage: Eukaryota; Metazoa; Platyhelminthes; Trematoda; Strigeidida; Schistosomatidae
Source: the annotation of a GenBank genome assembly